AUGUCCGGUAUACUGCAGAACAGUCUUGGCUCUAAACAUGCGUUGGCAUGGCAACCGGAGGCCCUCCACCAUCUGCAACAGCACGGUGCAGCGAUGACUACCAAUGCGCAACUACUUGCUCGGAGAUACAGCGAUUGGCGGUCUCAGCUCGAGCGGUUGGUAGACACAUCAUCCGAAAGGGAUGGCCAAGACCCCGCAACUACACAGCAAACGGUACUGCCUGAAGGGUCUUCAGACGGAAUAUUAGCUAGCGAUAGAACAGUCGAUGCUGAAACGCUUCAAUUGAACGGGGCAGAAGGAUCGGACAAUUCACCACUGGAGAGGGAUGAAAACGUUAAUGUGAGGGGAACACUUGCAGACAUACUCACAGAAGGCGUUGCUCAGAUGCAGCAAAUGCACGCGCAGGUGACGCACCUCACGGCGGCGCAUGUCUGUCUGGGUCAUCCGAUGAAGUCGUCAGUUGCUG
Molecule: messenger RNA, 466 nt
Organism: Sphaeroforma arctica JP610
Lineage: Eukaryota; Ichthyosporea; Ichthyophonida
Exons: 2
Source: RefSeq, a predicted model, not a curated record